AUUGCGGCUUUCAACCCGACAUAAAACCCAGAAUGAAGGCCACACACAAAAAUCAGCAAGGUUCAGUCAUAUGACUGACUCGCAGGAAGAACUUUGGUCGGGAGGUUUAAAGUGGGCAGAGCAUAGAAGUCUUACACAAUAUGGAUUCCUGCCUGAACUGGCAAAUGUCCUAACUUCUGUGUAUUGAAGGAUAUUCCAUUUAAAAUCGGAGCGCAGGGCAUCAUAAACAGAAACUGAAAACUGAAAGGAACGUAAAACUGAACUAAUUAUUUUUUUUAAACAAACAAAUGUACCGGACACUCAAAGCGGUUUCACGAGGAGGGAUAGUGUUUUACACUCCUUGUCAUUAGUGAGAAUAUACAUAAUGAACACUCUACAGGAGAACGGGCUUCCGCCCUCACCUGCGCACAAUAUUCCCGUUUGUGAAAGUACCGCCAAAGAACUCGGGGUAUGUGGGACUCCCAUUAAAACAAAGGGAAAGAAUGGGCUAACGGAAAGAAGUUCACCUGUCAAUCAUGUCACCGCAGAGUUUGGCGACCAGCUGAAAGUACCAUCGGUAAACGCACCUGCUCCAUCCACGACACCUCUCGGGUUACCUGGCGUUAUGGACGCAGAGGGGAGAGUGGACGAGUCCAGGCUGCGGAUGCACAUUUUCAAGAAUGGUGGCGUGUCCCCUUCGGAGCGUGGCCCGGUGUGGCGUUUCCUGUUUGGGAUGUACCCCUGCAGCUCCACCUCUCUGGAGCGCCCCCUACAGCAGGAGCAACUCAAGGUCCGCUACCAUGCCAUGAAGAGGAAGUGGCAGCAGCUUUUUCCUGCCGCCGUCCGCCUGCGUCUAAAUGGCACCGAUGCUGAGUUGGUGGCAGCGGUGCAGUACUUUGAUGUGAGGCAGGAGAGAGUAAAGCUGCAGGCUCAGAACCAGAGUGCUGAGGUCAGGGAGAGGCUGUCCUUCCUGGAGCUACAGGCCCAGGUGUUGUUUGAGCGGGUGACCUUUGAUAUGGAGGAGCUCCCAGAGGCCAUCCGAAUCAUCGACAAGGACGUGCCUCGGACAGACAGAGACCUACCCUACUACUCGGGUGAAGGCUUGGGCAAUCUGCUGGUGUUGAGGGAUAUUCUCAUCACAUAUGCUGCUUUUCACCCAGAGGUGAGCUAUGCCCAGGGGAUGAAUGACCUUUGUAGCCGAUUCCUGGAGGUGCUGGACUCUGAGGUGGACACCUACUGGAGCUUCUCCUGCUACAUGGAGAAGUUCUCCAAGGACUUCCGCGCUGACGGCCUGCACAGGAAGAUAGAGCUGGAGGCGGCACUGCUGAAGGAGUUGGACCCACAGCUCCACACCCACCUGAUCACAGAUAGCAUGGAGAGUUUCACCUUCUGUCACAGGUGGCUGCUGCUGGGUUUCCAGAGGGAGUUUGAGCACUAUGAUGCCCUGCGUCUCUUUGAGAUCCUGAGCUGUGACCACCUGGAGCUCAUCUCCCAGCAGGUGGACCGCGCACGCUACCAGGAGAGGAUUGCCCGCAGGCACAGUAUAGAAGAUAAACCAGUGUCUGAGGCACAGGCCGUCAACACAGAGUUCACCUUUGAACUCUUCAUCUGUGCCACCAUAUUAUUGGACAACAGAGAUGCCCUGCUGAGGUGUAGGAACGACGUGCAGCUCAUCCAGUUCACCAACAGUUUGCAGGGCACUCUGGACCUGAACAGCACCCUGAAGAAAGCAGAGGAGCAUUUCUACAACUACUGCAAGCGCUCUGCCUGGGACUAUAUGAACGGUCGCUGCAGGACAAGUAAACACAAGGAGGACAACUUCCUGUUCCAGCUCCGUAGCUUCUUCUCCUGAACUUAGAUCAGUCCUUAACUUAAUCUCCUGAACAUUCAGCUACAACCUGUAGUAACUGUGGGGUGGACUCAAAACAAGGGACCUAUUUCCUAAGAGGAGUGUUUACUAUUUACAUGUCUUGUCCACUGAUGUUGAAAUAUUAAUAUUGCUGUGGGAUCUACCUUCAGUGAGUGAUGCUGCUUACUUACCUACAAUUCUACCAAUUUGGACUCUCUCUUUGUUGUUGUAUCUGAUUAUGCUAAUUUGUAUCUAUUUAAAACAUAGCUAUUUAUUAUUUGGAAAGGUGUCAAUGAACGGGUAGAAAAGUGUGCAACGCUGAACUAAUUACAGUAUACAUUCACCUGGAGUUUGGCCUACACACUGCAAGCCUUGAUUGCUAUGUUUUUCUUGGUGAGUUUAGAAGAAAUCCCUGUUUAUGAAAUUAUAUAAUAAUAAUUAGGACUAUGACGUGGCCAAAAGGAUCUGAGAUUCAACUAUAUUAUGUGAUACUACUGGAAGAAAACAAGUCUUGGGACUGCAUGUAGCAACAGUUUGCAUGUGUUUGUGACUCCCUGGUGAUUGGUAAACACAGAAAUAGAAUUAUGGGGAUGCCUGUUCUAGUAGUA
Molecule: messenger RNA, 2436 nt
Organism: Coregonus clupeaformis (lake whitefish)
Lineage: Eukaryota; Metazoa; Chordata; Actinopteri; Salmoniformes; Salmonidae
Product: TBC1 domain family member 15-like
Exons: 10
Coding region: 365-1831 (488 amino acids)
Biological process (GO): activation of GTPase activity
Molecular function (GO): GTPase activator activity
Source: RefSeq, a predicted model, not a curated record